This is a messenger RNA of Colossoma macropomum (tambaqui), 834 nucleotides long. Its product is annotated as histone H2A-like. Gene Ontology annotation, molecular function: protein heterodimerization activity; structural constituent of chromatin; DNA binding. The record is from RefSeq and is a predicted model, not a curated record. Lineage: Eukaryota; Metazoa; Chordata; Actinopteri; Characiformes; Serrasalmidae. Gene Ontology annotation, cellular component: nucleosome. The transcript has a single exon. Bases 186 to 572 code for a protein of 128 amino acids.
GAAGCAGAGGGCUUGGAGAGGAACGGUGGGCGGACCCUAAACUUUGACGACGCUAAUAUUAUUGGUUGUUGAAGGUCAUGGCAUUUUAGCCAAUAGAAACGUAGCAGCUUUGCCUUUAUGAAGGGCGAUCGGGAAGAGUUGUUCUUCAUUUCAGUUUCAUUUGAAGCACUGAAGAGAAUUGAAAAAUGAGUGGAAGAGGGAAAACUGGAGGUAAAGUUAGGGCCAAAGCCAAGACUCGCUCCUCCCGCGCCGGGCUGCAGUUCCCGGUGGGCCGUGUUCACAGGCUUCUGCGUAAAGGUAAUUAUGCCGAGCGCGUCGGCGCCGGCGCUCCCGUCUACUUGGCUGCUGUGUUGGAGUAUCUGACCGCUGAGAUCCUUGAGUUGGCCGGUAACGCCGCUCGCGACAACAAGAAGACCCGUAUCAUUCCUCGUCAUCUGCAGCUGGCUGUUCGUAACGAUGAGGAGCUCAACAAACUGCUCGGAGGAGUGACCAUCGCUCAGGGUGGCGUGCUGCCCAACAUUCAGGCUGUACUGCUGCCCAAAAAGACCGAGAAGGCGGCUAAGACCAAAUAAACGUUUUUCUUUUUCCUGUUAAAUGGUAAACAACCAAAGGCUCUUUUAAGAGCCACCCACCUUAACAACAAAAGUGCGGUUUUCUAUUUCUUUAUCUCUCCUCAUGCAAAAAAGCGGCGGUCUAUCGAUUGUUACAGGUUGUGUACAUUGGGAUAAAAUAAAAGAAUCAAAGCAUCACCACGUCCCACGAUUGAAUACUGAAUAGAACUUAAAAGCUCUUAUUCUACUCGAACACAAGACGAAUAAACAGACCUGGACGUCU